AUGCUGACAUUCAAAGAACAUAUCAACGCCGUCUUCCCAGACAUCCAAUUUACGAUGGAGGAGGAGGAAAACAAUCAGCUGGCCUUCCUGGAUGUCCUCGUCUGCCGCAAAGAUUGUGGUGGCCCAAAAACCAAAGUGUUCAGGAAAGCGACAAAUACGACGCAAAUACUGAACUUCAAUGGCAACCACCCAAUCAGUCACAAGCUCAAUUGCGUAAGGGCGCUAUAUCGGCGCGUUGAGACGCGCUGCAGUGAAAUGGAAGACAAGGUUGCUGAAUUACAAUAUCUUCGACGGGUAAUGAGAGCCAAUGGUUACCCGCGCAACUUUGUCAACCAGUGCAUACGAAAACGACACCAGAGACCAAAUCCAACCGGUCCGAAAUCUUCGCGGGCUCUUCCGUACAUCAAGAACGUCUUGGAAGCCGUCAGUCGUCUUCUCACUCCACUUGGAGUUCGGAUUGAGGGCAAACUGCAAUCACCCAUUAGGCGCCAAGUAAUGAGGCCGAGAGACCCACCGCCACGGCAGGAAACGUCUGGAGUCGUUUAUCGUAUCUGA
This is a messenger RNA of Spirometra erinaceieuropaei, 555 nucleotides long. NCBI's taxonomy places the organism in Eukaryota, Metazoa, Platyhelminthes, Cestoda, Diphyllobothriidea, Diphyllobothriidae. The record is from the annotation of a GenBank genome assembly.